GCCUCCCGGUGCCUUUUUACCGGAGCUGCCAGAUGAUUGGUGCGGAGUGGAGGGUCCCACGGGACGCUGAACACGUGGUCUCGGCUGCCACAAGACGUCAGCGGCAAAUGGCAUGGGUACCCGGUGUUGGCAUGAGUGUCAUUCCUCAAAGAGAGAGGAAAGGAAGGGGGAGAGCGGAUCGCAGCGAGGAGGAGAAAGGAGGGUUUGAGCUCUGGCUGGUUUAAUUGUGCAGUUUUGCAAAAAAAAAAAAGAGAAGAAGACGCUGCAGCGGAGAUUCAGAGGCGAUAAUUGGGACCAUGAGGACAAGUACAUGCUGACCAGAGGAGAUAUGUUGACGCUGCCAUUCGAGGAACCUCAUAUGAUGUGUGAGCCGCGCUUUGGUGCCAACUAUCCCCGCGAAAGCCUGCCUGACAGCCUGCAACAGCAGGAGCGACAACAGCGCCCCACAGCCAGAUCCGACCCGGAGAUGAUGAGGGAGGCCGAGGACGACCUUUCCGACAGGGAGGAAGACGAAAGAGAGGACGACCAGGACGAGAACGGGCUACAGAAGAAACGGGGGCCGCGGAAAAAGAGGCCCGGCAAGGAGCAGGUGGACAGGGCCAAACUCCGGCGCCAGGAAGCCAACGCCCGGGAGCGCAGCCGGAUGCACGGCUUGAACGCCGCGCUGGAGAGUCUGCGCAAAGUUGUGCCGUGCUACUCGAAAACUCAGAAACUGUCCAAGAUCGAGACGCUAAGACUGGCAAAAAAUUACAUCUGGGCCCUGUCAGAGACCCUGAGCGCGGGGAAGAGACCGGACCUUCUCGCUUUUGUGCAAACUUUGUGCAAAGGAUUAUCUCAGCCUACCACCAACUUGGUGGCGGGCUGUUUGCAGCUGAAUGCCAGAAAUUUUCUCACGGAUCACAACGGAGAGGUGAUGUUUUCUGGCAGGUCGCCUUACGAAGCUAUGUACUCCUACACCAGCUCGGACAUGAACUCGCCCCCGGGCCACAGCGGCGGCGCGCUGGACACCGGCUCCAAACCUUUCCGACACUACAGCUACAGCAGCGCCUACGAAACGUACUUCGAGAACCCGUCCCCGGACAGUGGGAGCCCGCAUUUUGACAGCCAGCUGAGCCCCCCGAUGAACUUCAAUGGAAUUUUUUCCCUAAAACACGACGACCCGCAAGAUUAUGGGAAAAGCAGCCACUAUGGUGUGCGCUACUGUGGCGCGCCAGGGCGCUCGGCCCUGGCACCUAACUCAAUGUACCGAGUCUCCCCAGAGGCCCGUUUCCCCUACGACCUGCACGUCCGCAGUCAGUCCUUCCAAACGCAGGGGGAAGUCAAUGGCUCUUACCACAAUUAAUUCAUCACAUGGGACAAAGUGCAAACUUUCAGAUGCAAAUUUCUCUGCACAAAAGUAAAAAGGAGAGAGAGAAAAAAAAAGAACUCAGAUGUUGAUGCACAUUUUGGGGUUUAAAGUUACUUCUUAACUGUAAAGGCAGCAGUUUGGAUGGUAUUUUGAUUUAUGUUCAAUGACUAUUAUCUUAAAUACUUUAGAUCCCGGUUUUUUAAAAGAGAGAGAGAGAGAGAA
Poecilia latipinna (sailfin molly) is the source of this 1570-nucleotide messenger RNA. It is a transcript of the gene neurod6b, whose product is annotated as neuronal differentiation 6b. NCBI's taxonomy places the organism in Eukaryota, Metazoa, Chordata, Actinopteri, Cyprinodontiformes, Poeciliidae. Gene Ontology annotation, molecular function: protein dimerization activity; DNA-binding transcription factor activity, RNA polymerase II-specific; E-box binding. Gene Ontology annotation, biological process: sensory organ development; axon development; positive regulation of transcription by RNA polymerase II. The coding region runs from base 311 to 1342 and encodes 343 amino acids. The record is from RefSeq and is a predicted model, not a curated record. The transcript is spliced from 2 exons. Gene Ontology annotation, cellular component: nucleus.